AUGUCUUUGUACAAGAUCCGUAUGCCGGAGACGGCGGGGGAGGGCACACGCCUUGCCAUGCGUGCCUUCUCUCUGGUGGUGGCGGUGGACCAGCACGGCGGCAUCGGCGAUGGGCGGUCGAUACCGUGGAACGUGCCGGAGGACAUGAAGUACUUCAGGGAAGUGACGACGAAGCUGCGGGGAAAGAAGGCGAAGCCCUCGCCUGCGAAGCGCAACGCCGUGGUGAUGGGCCGCAAGACGUGGGAUAGUAUUCCACCCAACUUCCGCCCACUCCCCGGUCGCCUCAACGUCGUCCUGUCGUCGAAAUUGACGACGCAGCAGCUGCUGGACGGCCUGCCGAACGAGGAAAAGCGGAAGGCGGCUGCAAAUAACAUUGUGGCGGUGAACGGCGGACUUGAACAGGCCUUGCGGCUGCUCGCCGCCCCCAUUUACACGCGGAGCAUUGAAACGGUCUUUUGCAUCGGUGGUGGCUCCGUGUACGCCGAGGCCAUCCGUUCGCCGUGCGUUGGGGUGCUGCAGGCCAUUCAUCGCACCACCAUCUGCACCAGUGGUCCGUCUUGCAGCGUGUUUUUUAACCUCCCCGAGACGGGGACGGAGGUGGCGGGGGGCAUUGAGUGGCGGCGGGAGAGCAUCACCACAGAGCUCACGUCGGCCAACGCGGAGGGGACGAACUACUACAUUGAGAAGCUGAUUCCACGCAACCGCGAGGAGGAGCAGUACCUGGGCCUCGUUGACCGCAUCAUACGCGAGGGAGCCUUGAAGCGGGAACGCACUGGGGUGGGCGCCGUUUCCCUCUUCGGCGCACAGAUGCGCUUUUCGCUUCGCAACAACCGCCUACCACUUUUGACCACGAAGCGCGUUUUCUGGCGCGGCGUGUGCGAGGAGCUGCUGUGGUUUCUGCGAGGCGAGACGUACGCAAAGAAGCUAAGCGACAAGGGGGUCCACAUCUGGGACGGCAACGGCUCCCGCGCCUUUCUAGACAGCCGUGGCCUCACAGACUACGAGGAGAUGGACCUCGGCCCUGUCUACGGCUUUCAGUGGCGCCACUUUGGCGCCGACUACACACGCCACGACGCCAACUAUGACGGAAAAGGCGUUGACCAAAUCAAGGCGAUUGUUGAAACGCUCAGGGCAAACCCCGACGAUCGACGGGCGCUCUUCACGGCGUGGAAUCCAAGUGCGCUGCCCAGGAUGGCCCUGCCGCCGUGCCACUUGCUUGGGCAGUUCCACGUGCGUGAUGGGGAGCUGUCUUGCAUGCUCUACCAGCGCUCAUGCGACAUGGGCCUGGGCGUUCCCUUCAACAUUGCGUCCUACGCCUUGUUGACGAUCCUCAUCGCAAAGGCGACGGGACUGCGACCGGGCGAAUUUGUCCACAGCCUCGGCGAUGCCCACGUGUACAGUAAUCACAUCGAGCCGUGCCAGUUGCAACUCAAACGUGUGCCUCGGCCUUUUCCGUUUCUCAUUUUCCACCGCGAGCGCGAGUUCCUCGAGGACUACGAGGCGGAAGACAUGGAGGUCAUUGACUACACCCCGUACCCCACCAUCUCCAUGAAGAUGGCUGUUUAA
Molecule: messenger RNA, 1566 nt
Organism: Trypanosoma conorhini
Lineage: Eukaryota; Euglenozoa; Kinetoplastea; Trypanosomatida; Trypanosomatidae
Product: dihydrofolate reductase-thymidylate synthetase
Exons: 1
Coding region: 1-1566 (521 amino acids)
Biological process (GO): tetrahydrofolate biosynthetic process; one-carbon metabolic process; dTMP biosynthetic process
Cellular component (GO): mitochondrion; cytosol
Molecular function (GO): dihydrofolate reductase activity; thymidylate synthase activity
Source: RefSeq, a predicted model, not a curated record